This is a messenger RNA of Knipowitschia caucasica, 456 nucleotides long. NCBI's taxonomy places the organism in Eukaryota, Metazoa, Chordata, Actinopteri, Gobiiformes, Gobiidae. The record is from the annotation of a GenBank genome assembly.
AUGCACGUUCCUAGGCUUGAGGUGGAGGUCGUUGCUGGUCAUUCGGAGCGUCCCGAGGCAACCUCUCUGGUAUUGGGCCCGGAAGUUUGUCCAUCCACAGCACGCGUCCCUCCCAAAGCAGAGGAGAGGCUGACAACGUCAUCUUCUCCACCCGGUGUGUCUGAGAGUAGAGGCCGGCCUGAUCACCCGACCCGCUUCUCUUGGGACCACUCGCUGGGUAGCCCGUCCCGUUUCCCCCAGGUUCCUACGCGGCACAGAGUACCUGUGGAGCGCCUGGACGAGGAAGCGGAAGAAAGGGAGAGGGAGCGGCAAUCGACUAUGGAACUUCAAUACCCGACCCAAAAAACACCUGAGAUCGAGAGCCGAGACUGGAUAGCGCUGAAAAUGCUUCGGCUCGAGCUGGAGGCAGAAGGCCGUCUUCCUCUUAACCCUAGCCGUGGUCGUUGCUGCUGUUGA